GAACACGUCGCUGCCUUCUCCUCUGGAAAAACCGCAUUGACAACGCUAUACACAAAACAAACCAUAUACAUCAACGUAGAGUACUGUCGCCUGAAAAGCGACCUGCAGAAACGAUGGCUAUGAUCACUAGGAAUACCGCCUCACGGCUCCCCACCCUCCUCUCCCAAUACCGCGGAGCCGCUGUUUCUUUCCACACCACACUUCCCCCUCUCUCCGCUGGGGCAACGCCACCGACUCCUUAUGCCCGCCCACCACCCCCUUCCACCUCUUCCCCCGCCGGACUUUCGAAAGCGGCGGAGUUCGUGAUAUCGAAGGUCGACGAUCUUAUGAACUGGGCGCGCCGCGGCUCCAUCUGGCCCAUGACUUUUGGUCUUGCUUGCUGUGCCGUCGAAAUGAUGCAUACCGGUGCUGCUCGCUACGAUCUGGAUCGCUUCGGUAUCAUUUUCAGACCCAGUCCUCGCCAGUCUGAUUGUAUGAUUGUCGCUGGUACACUCACCAACAAGAUGGCCCCUGCUCUUCGCAAGGUGUAUGACCAAAUGCCUGAGCCAAGGUGGGUCAUCUCUAUGGGCAGCUGUGCGAAUGGUGGCGGAUAUUAUCAUUACUCCUACUCCGUCGUACGUGGUUGUGACCGGAUUGUCCCUGUAGACAUUUAUGUUCCAGGAUGCCCUCCCACGGCUGAGGCUUUACUCUAUGGGAUACUCCAGCUUCAGAAAAAGAUCAACAGGCGCAAGGAUUUCCUCCAUUGGUGGACCAAAUGAGUCCAUUUUAUUUUGCUGCUGACAGAGUUUACUGCAUCUUGAUGAUCCAAUAAAUGCAUUUAUGUAUCUGUUUGCCAACUCAGUGCUGUUUGGAGGGAAAGACUGUCAAUCUUUUUUCCAAUUCUAGACCUUUGUCCAUGGUGUUGCUUACCAAAACCGUCAAUACAUAUAAGUUGUUACGGUGGCUGCGGAUCCUGUAAAACUUCUUAUAACUUCAAAUCUUGGAUAUGUAUGAACUCUCUUUAAUAUUUGGCUUGUUUAGCUGUUAGAAAGCUGCAUAUUGUUUUUGUAUGUGAAGGCUAAAUAAAAAGUUUUUGUUCUCUUUACA
Jatropha curcas is the source of this 1086-nucleotide messenger RNA. RefSeq names its product NADH-ubiquinone oxidoreductase 20 kDa subunit. Gene Ontology annotation, molecular function: quinone binding; NADH dehydrogenase (ubiquinone) activity; 4 iron, 4 sulfur cluster binding. Gene Ontology annotation, cellular component: respiratory chain complex I. The record is from RefSeq and is a predicted model, not a curated record. Gene Ontology annotation, biological process: electron transport coupled proton transport; aerobic respiration; mitochondrial respiratory chain complex I assembly. NCBI's taxonomy places the organism in Eukaryota, Viridiplantae, Streptophyta, Magnoliopsida, Malpighiales, Euphorbiaceae.